UUUUUUUUUUACAGUGAAGGCAUUCUUUCAGGAUGGCGCCAGGCAGCUCAAUGCUUGCAGACAGCUGGGGCACGACGCAACUUAAGGAGGGUCUGUCAGUGUCAUCAGUGGGGGAGGGGCCUGCCCUGCUCGCCCUAAUUGAAUAUUGUGGGCCAGGAGAGAUGACCAAGGACUGCUGCAAGGAUUUCUCUUUCACAGACCCUGCAAGAGUCUCACCAAUAGGGGCUGUUCUUUUAGGUGCUGCGCAAAGCACUGACACAGGCAGCCUCUGCGACGCCACUGGACGUGACGUCAUCUCCAGAGUAAACAGCCAGGAAAUGAACCCUCUCAGCAAGCAGAGCAGAGCGCGCAGGCUGUUCUGGAGAGGAAAUGCGCGCGCCCUUUUCCAGGUCUCCAUGGGAACAUUUGAUAUUCAGAGCAUGACCACAGCAAUAACUGCCACAUCCAUCUUAUGCAAUGAGGAUACCCAGAGAGCAUGUCUCACUCAAGCAAACCUGAGACUGAACCUGGAUGGAAACUGCUGUACCGCCUCACAUCGAACAAUCUCACCGCCAUUGUCGAGCUGUCAACGGACUCAUGUAAUUAUCCUCUUGAAAAGUAUCGCGCUCCAUUAUCCACCAAGUAGGCGAUGCUUUAGAGGUGUUCCGAGGCAACACAUGACGGUAAAGCUGUCCAAACAGCCGCGAGGCGCAGAUCCAGGGUGAACCAGAGGACACCGCCUCGGGCAGCGGGCCUCGCCCGGCACUCUCUCUACGCGCUGGAGCUACUUCACUCCAGUCACCACUGGAAUACAUUAUUAUUAUCUUGAUGAAGACGGAGAAGAAAAAAAUUAAAAAGCGAAGGAGAGAGAAACGCAGUCUGACUUCCAUGUGUGUGUUACAGGAUAAUUGAAAUGUAAUCAACGAACAUCUAUUUAUUAUUAUUACUAUUAAUAAUGAUGAAUAAUAAUAAUAAUAAUAAUAACAAUGCUUUUGAUAUAUGCUGAAAUAGAGAAACAAUUACACCGAA
Messenger RNA from Salmo salar (Atlantic salmon), 1008 nucleotides. Lineage: Eukaryota; Metazoa; Chordata; Actinopteri; Salmoniformes; Salmonidae. The record is from RefSeq and is a predicted model, not a curated record.